Molecule: messenger RNA, 4516 nt
Organism: Venturia canescens
Lineage: Eukaryota; Metazoa; Arthropoda; Insecta; Hymenoptera; Ichneumonidae
Product: phospholipase DDHD1-like
Exons: 11
Coding region: 119-2062 (647 amino acids)
Cellular component (GO): cytoplasm
Molecular function (GO): glycerophospholipase activity; metal ion binding
Source: RefSeq, a predicted model, not a curated record
UGAAAGAUAACGCGAGGCUGGUUGGGUGGAAUAUAAUAAGCGCUCCGUACCGCGCGAGCUGGCGAACCUCGUUGAACUCGUGAUAAACUCAUAUUUCAAUUAUUUGGCAUCACUAUCGAUGCUGGACGUGAAUUUAACGUUGAUUUAUCUUAGUCAUACCGUAAUUUCGAUAUUGCGUUCGGUUAUAUCGCGAUUGUGUAGAAUGUCGGGAAGUUCGUUUGUGGAUUGCGAUCCCUUCAGCGAAACUCCAAUGCAGUCAGAAUCGAUCGGAGAUAUUAAAGGAGUUCUGGCAGAGGGGAAUGGAGUAGGAGACGAAGAGGCUGAUGAACCCCAAUGGACAGAGGCGGACGAACCGCAAUGGGCAGAGGCCUUGACCCCUGAAAAAGUACGCUGGUUCUUCAAAGACGGAGUCCACAAAAGAUGGGUCGAAUUUUGUGGAUACGACAGUCUUAGAAUAGAAAAUGCCUGGAGAUUAAGAGAAGGGGUGAAGGACAAGGAAGCGAGCGAAAAUACAUUGCCAUUGGAGAGCGUUGUUGUAAGAGGAGGAAUGUACGAUGUGGAAUUGAAUAACAUGAGAUGCGUCUCUAUUUAUUGGCCUGGUGAAGAAUGGGAAAUAAUGCGUGGCACGUGGUUCUAUGACGGCAGUUGGAUUCCAAUUGACACCGAAGAUGCCAAUGUACUUGAAGAAGUACAUUUACGAUUGUUCGAAAAACCUAGUCCAACACCACCGAGCAGUACUACACCCGAUGAACUUCCUGCCUCCUCGCAAACAUCCAGAGUUCUACACACGCAACACUUUCCUGACUUCCAUGUUGAUUGGCACGCCAUUAACGAUGUGACUCGUUACAGCGAAUACAAGCAUAGUAAAUUGAUGCGAAGCGUCACGUCUAAAUUAGGAUUCACCAAAACGACUGGUUACCGUUUGAGACGCGGUUACAUGAUUCGAGCGACAAUCGAUGACAAGCCCCACGAUAUCGAUCAUUUGGUAUUCGUUGUUCAUGGAAUUGGGCAAAAAGGCGACACGGGCAAAAUCAUACGUAAUACAACAUCAUUCAGAGAAUGCGUCAGUUGGCUGGAAAGAAAAUAUUUUCCAAAUUCGAAGCAUCGCGUUGAAUUUUUUCCCGUUGAAUGGAGAUCUUCCCUCAAACUCGAUGGUGACAUCGUGGAUGCCAUUACGCCUUACAGCGUACCAGGAAUUCGUCAAUUGUUGAACACAUCGGCGAUGGACAUAUUGUAUUAUACCAGUCCGCUCUACGGGGGUGAAGUUAGAACGGGACUGCAAAAAGAAUUGAACAGGCUCUAUUCCAAGUUCUCGAGUCGUCAUCCUGGAUGGACGGGCAAAGUAUCGAUUCUUGCGCAUUCGUUGGGAUGCGUUAUAGUUUACGAUAUUGUUACGGGAUGGAUGGGACCAGAUACGAGGCCACCGUCCCCUGCUGCGCCGGAUAUUCCCGGCGAGGGGCUUCAAUUUACGAUCGAAAAUUUAUUUUGUUUGGGUUCACCGCUGUCAGUUUUCCUGGCACUGCGAACUCGCACACCGACAACCAGGCUCGAUGUAAUGCCCAAAGGACUGUGCAAGAGAUUUUACAAUAUAUUUCACUGGAGCGAUCCGGUCGCUUAUAGAAUGGAGCCUUUGCUUGAACGAGGUUACAGCAAAAUUGAUCCAGUACUUAUAUUACCCUACGGAGGCGUGGAUUCCCAAGUUAUUGAGACUCCACCGACAAUUGCCAGUGGGGAACAAGCGAUCUCUUCUCCAGAUAACGAGGAAGUCGAACGAGAUGAGACGAGUCCUUGUGACACACCCAACCGUAACGUCGAUAAGGGUUGGAGUCUCUGGGGUCUUGUAAGAGCCGGUUGGACUGCCAAAGAGGGAUCGUCGCCGACACCUGACGCCAAUCCAUUACGACCGGAUCAGGAAUUGACGGAACGUUUGGAUUACGUAUUGCGAGCAGGUGGUUUAGGGCGUAAUUAUUUGUACACUGUAACGGCCCAUACAGCAUAUUGGAACAAUUACGACGUGGCCUAUUUCGUGCUGACCCGACUCUUCCCUACGUUGGAUACUUGAUGUUGGCCUGAUUCGCCUAACGACGAAAAUCCCUAUGACAUCGGGCCAUCGUGGGCGUUCGAGGAUUGAGCUUUGAAAGAAAUUUUCGUCCUGCCGCGUUAAACGACGAAGAGAGAAAAAAUAUAAUUAAGAAACAUUUAGAAAAGAGGAUGAUAAAACAAAUGCAAACAAUCUGUGAUAACGGUGAAACGAUACAAUAACGUAACAACUAUUAAAUAGGUCGAAUCAUUUAACUAUUUUGAAAUUAGCGUCGUUCGAACACGUUCAUUUCUCGAAAUUUCGUACUUUGCUACGAAAAUGAGUCACUUUUUUUCUUUUUGUUAUUCAUAGUUAUUUCUGAAAGCCCGUUGCAAAAUUUAUCAGCAAACUGGGACGAUAAAACCUGAAGACUUAUUUAGAUUUUCUUAUAAGAAGUAUAUUUCGACGAUGAAAAUUUCGCUAACCACAAUAAUCAUAAUAAUUCAUGCAUAAAUACUUUAAGCGCCUUUUUUUCUCGUAAUUAACGAGUAUCGUGCUCUCAAUUGAAAAUAUUAAUCGGCCAAUCGGUGUACGCGAAUUCGCCUAUUUUUUUCUUUAGACAGUGUAGAACCGAUUUUUUCGCUCGAUGACAUUCAGUGUAAUUUCUCAGUUAAGCAACAUGGCACUUUUCAUUUUUGUUUUUUACCAAUUCAUGUCUCUCUAGGUCUCUCUAACUUGUAAAUAAUUUUUCAAUCGUGUAAAUGAGAAACCUUUUUUCAUACAUUUCACGAAAUUAAUCAUUUUUUGUGUCUGAAUCUCAAACGCUACUAUCGAAAGUUAUUUCACCAUAAUUUGGAUGCAAAAAUCAUUAGUUUUCGAAUACUUAAUAUUUAGAUGGAAAAAAGUCUGAUCGAGCGACGGAAUUGUGUUUUCGCGAGUAGACGAGAUGUGAUUAUUCUCGUUACUUUCAAACGGUGUUUCAUUUUCUGCACACUUCAAAUAUUUUGUGCUAAAAUCAUUAAUUACACAAAUGAACCGCUGAGCAGCGAUGAUCGAUGAAAGGAAAUGUAAUAACGAUAAGAACAUUUCUGAAUGCAUUCAUAAAUAAUACAGUAAGAAAAAAAUUAAACCACAAGUAUGAGGAUUGCGAGGUUCGUAAAAAAUUUUCAAUUAACCCGACAAAACGCGAUGGAGGGAAGAGAAACAAAAAAAACAGAUUGCUGUGUAUGAAAGUCGUCCAGAAAACUGAAAGUUUAGUAAUAGCCGAAAAAAAUCAACCCUUGCCUCUGUUAAUUGUUGACUGCAAAUCGACCAAUUGUCAGCGACGUUGAAAAAAACGAAUAAUCGAUAUCCGCACGAGCAAAAACUGCUGCACGAAUAACGGCGAGUUAUGAUUUUCACUACUUAGCUAAUACGAAUUUUGCCAAUCUCCGGUAAGAGUAAUUUAGUUCGUGUUUAAACAUUUUUUAAAAAGUAUAAUGAUAAUACGAAAAAUUAUGUUUCUUAGGGGGACAAUAAUUCUAAAUAUUGAAAGAAUAAUUAUUUAUUAGUUUUUACGAGAACAAAUAUAAUUAUAUUUACAUCGCAUAGCUAGUUUUACUGGCUGACUUAACGAAUAAUCUAACUGUUCUCUCAUCAAUGUCUGUUUCUAUUGAUCGAUUACAUAUGUUGAGCAUAUGGAUCUGUAUAUGUAUGUGCAUAUGAACGAAAGAAGAGUAUUAGCUAUUUGAUAUUUGAAUCGUCCAAGGCUACAGCUGUGUCCAAGUGACAUGGACAUGUAAAGUAACGAUAAGCAGGACUGCAGUGCUAAAAUUGAGGUAAUUUUUCUACAACACACGUGCCAGUCGAGAGAGGCUCAAAAUUCACCAAUAAUUCUCUCUAUUAUUUAUUGGAUAUGAAGAAUAAACAAAAAAAAUUUUAGAGACAGUCGUGCAAUAUUUUUUUUGCAGAAUUCAAUAUAUUCGAAUGAAGACUCGUUUCUCAAACUCGUCGUCGGUGUGGAGGUAUUUUUGAUGCUUCAGUGAACGUGAAAAAUUACCUCAAUGGGUUUUGUCUUUAUCUCGUAAUCAUAUCAGCUAAAAUUCAAGGUUACUAUUUUUCAAAUUACAAAAUCUUGUAUGUGAAUAUAUAUAUUUUUUUUUCAAGUAUUUUUUCGAUUUAUCAUUUGAACACCUGCAAUUUUUCUUUAUUGAAACUAACGGCGAUAAUAUAUAUGUAUAUGGGUCGGUGGCUAUUCGUAUAAACGAAAUAUUAUAAUUAUUAGAUCAAUUAUAGAUUAAAAAAUGAACAAAUAUUAAAUAUUGCACACUUUUGUGGAAUAAUUCCGAUGAAUAAUAUCUUCAUUUUUGUAAAUUUAUUAAAAUUGAAUGAAAAUAAAAAAAAACCAAUUAUAAACGAAGUAGACUGUACGUGAUAUAUAUAUAUCGAAAACUUUCGACAAUGUAUUGAACGAACAUCUGCAUUUUUUUGCAGUUAAAUACAACGUUGUUAUAUAAA